Molecule: messenger RNA, 393 nt
Organism: Hirsutella rhossiliensis
Lineage: Eukaryota; Fungi; Ascomycota; Sordariomycetes; Hypocreales; Ophiocordycipitaceae
Product: protein precursor
Exons: 1
Coding region: 1-393 (130 amino acids)
Source: RefSeq, a predicted model, not a curated record
AUGGCCUACAAAUACGUCCUCUUCAGCCUUUCCUUGCUCCUCGUCAUCGCCGCCACGGCCCUCUUCCUCACGCGAUCCCACUGGCGCCACCACGUCCCCGACAUGCACCUGCCCGGCGCAGGCUACAUCUACUCGCAACUGCCCACCAGCUUCGGCAGCGACAUCGAGGCGGGCUUAUCCAGCAGCAACUUUGACCUGAGCGCAAACGUCGAGGCAGGCGACAGUCGCGCGGGCCUGGACGAUGCCGGAAAGACCGAGGUUCUCAAGAUUAUGAAGAAGAGGAGAACAACGUUCGACAAGGCUCGCAAGAUAUACAUGGAGAAUCGAUUCAAAGCAAACGGCAUCGGCGCAGACGGACGACCGAGAGAUCCCAAGUUUGUCAGCUUCUCGUGA